Molecule: messenger RNA, 1780 nt
Organism: Siniperca chuatsi (mandarin fish)
Lineage: Eukaryota; Metazoa; Chordata; Actinopteri; Centrarchiformes; Sinipercidae
Gene: grwd1
Product: glutamate-rich WD repeat containing 1
Exons: 7
Coding region: 16-1488 (490 amino acids)
Molecular function (GO): protein binding
Source: RefSeq, a predicted model, not a curated record
GCUGAAUUCCCGUAAAUGAGGGGAGAGCGAGAGAGGCAGCAGGGGAGGGGUGACAGCUCAGGGAGCUUAAACCACGUGGCCGCUCCACAUACCGGAAGUAAGCAAACUCUGGCCUCUGCCAAGAUGUCUGCGCCCGAUGAGGACACGUUUGCCGAGGAAGGAGGCGAGAUGGAGGAGAUGGACGAAGCGGGCAGCGAUGAUGAUGAAGGAGUAGAGAUGGAGGAGGAAGGAGCGGAUGGAGUGGGGGAGAAAAAAGUGUACGUCCCCGGGAUCGAGCCGCUGAAGCCCGGAGAGGAGCUGGAGAUGGACCGAUCCGCGUACCGCAUGUACCACGAGUGCCAAACAGGUGCGCCAUGUCUGAGCUUUGACAUCCUGAGAGAUGGAGACGGAGACGGCAGGGAGCAGUUUCCUCUGUCCAUGCUGCUCUGUGCGGGCACACAGGCGGACACAGCUCUGAGCAACAGACUUCUCGUCAUACGCAUGCAUAACCUUCAUGGAACAGAGAAAGAGAAAGAGGGGGAGGAAAGUAGUGAUGAAGAAAGUGAUGACGAGGAGGAGGAGGAUGAAGAUAAGAAGCCACAGAUGGAACUGGCCAUGAUGCCUCACUAUGGGGGGAUUAACAGAGUCAGAGUUACCCGACGUGGAGAGCGGUCGUUGGCUGCUGUCUGGUCAGAGAAGGGACAAGUAGAAAUAUUUGACCUCCAACCUCAGCUAGACGCUGUCCACAGUUCUGCUGCUAUGGCAGCUUUCGUCAAACAGCAGAAGGAAGCCACAGCUCUCUUCAGUUUCACAGGACACAUGACUGAAGGCUUUGCAAUUGAUUGGUCACCCACAGUACCUGGUCGUCUUGCCAGUGGAGACUGCAAAAAGAAUAUCCAUGUGUGGGAGCCACGAGAGGGAGGAACUUCUUGGCAGAUUGACCAACGACCUUUCAGCUCCCACAGCAAGUCUGUGGAGGAUCUGCAAUGGUCGCCCACUGAAGCUACAGUUUUUGCAUCUUGUUCGGUGGAUCGGUCUAUUCGUGUCUGGGAUAUCCGUGCCCCGCCCAAUUCAAUGCUUUCAGCCAAUGACGCUCACUCAUCAGACAUCAAUGUGAUCAGUUGGAACAGGAGCGAACCAUUCAUCCUGUCAGGAGGGGACGAUGGGCUUCUGAAAGUAUGGGACCUACGACAGUUUAAGACUGGGCGGCCUGUGGCGAACUUCAAGCAGCACAGCGCUCCCGUCACAUCCGUGGAGUGGAGCCCCGUGGACUCAAGCGUGUUCGCUGCCUCAGGAGCGGACGACGUCGUCAGCCAGUGGGAUCUGUCUGUGGAGUCAUGUGAUGUGGGUGCCAGGGUGGAGGGGGUGAAGGACUUACCCCCUCAACUACUGUUCCUGCACCAGGGUCAGUCAGAGAUCAAGGAGAUCCACUGGCACCCACAGAUACCUGGUGUCAUGAUCUCCACGGCUCUGUCAGGAUUCAAUGUGUUCAGGACAAUAUCCGUGUAGUGUGUGUGUGUGUGUGUGUGUUUGAGAGAGAGAUGAUUUUUGCAUUUACAUGAGUAGUACACAUUUAAUGUGUAUGUGUAAUGAGCUGCAAACCCCAAUAUGUUUAAUAAUGUACAUAACUCAGCUGUGUAGGUAAUAAUUCUACUUCUUUUUUGACAUUUACUGGCCAACAUAGGCGCCAUAUGGUGUUAUAGCCUUUACUGUUGAACUUUCAGUCUGUAUGUUUUACAGAUGUGUGAACUAUUUUAGGCAUUCCCUAUUGCAUGCUUAAAAUAAACUGUUUAAAACCAUA